Messenger RNA from Lizanozyma spartinae, 2151 nucleotides. RefSeq names its product histone acetyltransferase (gene NGG1). NCBI's taxonomy places the organism in Eukaryota, Fungi, Ascomycota, Pichiomycetes, Serinales, Debaryomycetaceae. The record is from RefSeq and is a predicted model, not a curated record. The transcript has a single exon. Gene Ontology annotation, biological process: regulation of transcription by RNA polymerase II. Gene Ontology annotation, cellular component: SAGA complex. The coding region runs from base 1 to 2151 and encodes 716 amino acids. Gene Ontology annotation, molecular function: transcription coactivator activity.
AUGGGUGAAGAACCCGAUGAUCAGUCACUUAGCGGGUCUUUGCUAGACAAGAUUCUCAAGGCUCUUGAUUUGACGUAUGACGCGUCAGUAGGGCUUCUUGACGGAGAACUGAUACGUCAAACCCCCCCCGUGGCCACAUUGGACGUGGUAGAGAAGUUACUCACGAGUUUGCUGAAGGAGUUAAAGGAGACAGAGCGUAUUGAUCAAGGGCUUUUGAAGCAGGUCCGGAUGGCACUUGGAGAACCAGAAGAGGACGAGAAUGUAAAUCUGAAAAAGAGGAAAGCGUCGCAAGCAUUUGGUGAUGAGAAAUCAAACGAUGAUGGUGAUGACGACGACGACGAUAUGGCAGUCAAUGUUGAUGGAAAUGAUAAUGAUGUUAAAAAGGAAGAAGAUGAAGGAGAAGACGGAGAAGAUGACGUAAAGCAAGAAGCCCCUAAGUCUGUGAGUAUAGCGACAGUCAAGAGUGGUACUGGUGGUCGAUCUAACAAAGACACAGAGAAAGACAAUGAAGAAGAUAAGAGUGGCAAAGAAGUUGAUGACGAUGAAGAAGAAGUAGUAGAAGAAGAUGAUGACGACGAUGACGAUGAAGAUGACGUGAGCUUAGCUAAAAGGAAACGAAGUACUCCGUUUGCAAAGAAGAUAAAACUACAACAAGAUGAAGAUUAUGGCAGCACCCCAAUAGAUUCCGAAAAGGAAGAGAUUGUUCUGAAACAGAAACUCAAACCGAACCUAAAUUCUAAAGACGACCCUGUGCCUCCUGUGCAGACUGUUUCGGCUACUCAAGGAAACGAUACUCGGUUGAAAAACCCCAAAUCGGAAUAUGUGGAACCUCAGACAUUAUCUAAGGAAGCCAUAGCUGAAUUAGGAUUGUUUUCAGCCGAUGAUAAUGGAUUAGAAACUCAAGGUACGGAAUAUCUUAAGAAAUUGUAUGGGGUUGCAUCGUAUCCCGAAAGAGACCUUCAAGAUAUGUUACCUGGUGCUAUACCUAACAUUGAUUUUUCCAAAAAUAAACCUCCAGCAAAUCAAGUUCAAUUCACUACGUUUCAAUCGUAUAUUGAAUCGUAUUUCCGGCCAUUCUCGGACGAAGAUAUCAAAUUUUUAAAGGAAGAUAACAUUGUACCUCCUGGGGUUGAAAAAUCUUAUGACCCUGAUAGUACGCCGUUUAUUAUACCCAAAUUGGGACAGUUCUAUGCUGAUGUAUGGACAGAAGAAGAUGCUAAUUUAGGAGCCAAGUUAAACUCUCCAGCAUACAAGCAACCAUCGAUAGAAACUUAUAUGGCCAAAGGUAACAUCGAUAACCUUUACGAUGAGAAACUCUACAGUGAAGAAAUCAGUUGUGGACCACUUUCAUCUCGGUUACUUCUGGCGAUACUAUCGACUCAUGAAGGAAAAUACUUUGAGGAAGGCGAUUUAGAUGACGAUGAGAAGCUCGAGUCGACUAUGGAUGAGAAUGUGGCUACACAAUUAAGUCUUGAUGACAAUUACAAGUUUAUUUCAGGGUCCAAUGAUUUCUAUUCACUUGAAGAGAGACUUAAGCGAGAAUUGAAGUAUAUAGGGAUUUUUAUGAAUGUUUCUUCUGGUGGUAGUGGUGGUAAUGAGGGGAAGGAAAAGAGUCGGAAGGCUUCCAAAGUUGGCAACGUUAUCGUGGAUAAUGAUGAAUGGAUUAAAAAUAAAGAAGAUGAUGAAGUGUGUGCUGAAAUCAGAGAAUUACAACAAGAAUUAAGAGAAGCAGUGGUAAGAAAUAGGCUGAACCGGAAAAGAUUGAUACCUGUGGUAGAGGAGCAAAUUGCUUAUCAAGAAUAUUGCAGUAUCUUGGAAGAUUUAGACAAACAAGUGGAUCAAGCUUACAUCAAGAGAUUAAAGUCUAAGAAUAAGAAGAAAAAGGUGGAAACAACCCAAACAGCUCAACAACAAGCAGCUAAUAUUGGACUUCGGGCAUUACUUGAAAAGAGAAAGAAAUGGAUAAGCAAUAUUGGAGGAAUUUUCAAGGCACCAGAGAUCAUGAAACGAGUUCCUGAUAAGCUGAUUCUUUCGGUAAAGGACAAUAAUAAUGAUAAUACUAAUAAUAAUACUAGGAUAAGUAAUGGUGGUGAUAAUGAGAACGAUUCAAUCCAUGAGGUUGAAGUUAAAGUUGAAGCAGAAGCCAAUUAA